AUGCGCUCCUUCCUCGUGAUCUUCACGGUCCUUAUUAGCGCUAUGCUCACAUCUGCGCUGGUUGCUCGUACUGGACCGUCCAACGUUCCUUGCCAUUACUCAUGCCCACUCAAGGACACCGCUAACCACAAUCUUAACGCGGAUAGCGAAUCCGACAACCCCAUCAACUGCCACUACAAAGGAGGAGGCCUCUGCAAGUACAGCAAGACCACGGGUGCGGUGACCUUCGAUCAGGACGAUGGACACUGCCCUUCAAAGGCCAUCUGCUCGAACGUUCGUCGCGCUGCUCUUCCUCGGUCUCCCCGUCGGAACGUUGCUCGCCAAGUUGACGCUGGCGAGUUGAAGCUUAGGGAUCAACUUGGGUCCGCCAAGCGCGGUAAGAGGUCGGAUUAGACGCCGUUGAGUGUCAUGAUGUCGGCUUCACGUCCGGGAAUGGUUUACAUGGAUCCUCUUUCGCUCUUUACCUACUCUUACGCUCCUACUUCUCCGACGAUGCAUAUUUUCAUUCAAUCACUAAUCGGACCUUUCAAACUGACAGUUAGAAUUCAACGUACUUUUUAGCACUUUGGGAAA
Molecule: messenger RNA, 573 nt
Organism: Laccaria bicolor S238N-H82
Lineage: Eukaryota; Fungi; Basidiomycota; Agaricomycetes; Agaricales; Hydnangiaceae
Exons: 3
Coding region: 1-393 (130 amino acids)
Source: RefSeq, a predicted model, not a curated record